AUGUCCGACGUCGAUCGACUCCUCGCGCUCGUCGAGAAGAUGCUGCCGCUGGGCAAGGACGAAUGGGAGCGGUUGGCGAUGGCGUACAACGCAAACCGCCAACGCGGUGCGCCCGAGAGAGACUACGAGAGCCUUCGGCGUAAGUUCAAGGUGCUUUACAGCACGAGGAAGCCGACCGGCGUACAGGAGAUGCCCCCUCACAUCAAGAAGGCGAAGGAGAUCAAGCCAGCCAUCGACGCCAAGGCCAACGUCGUCGAGAUGGACGACGAGGCCGACGACGACCAGCCCGAC
Molecule: messenger RNA, 291 nt
Organism: Phytophthora sojae
Lineage: Eukaryota; Oomycota; Peronosporomycetes; Peronosporales; Peronosporaceae
Exons: 1
Source: RefSeq, a predicted model, not a curated record